Penicillium canariense is the source of this 912-nucleotide messenger RNA. RefSeq lists its product as uncharacterized. Bases 1 to 912 code for a protein of 303 amino acids. The transcript has 2 exons. The record is from RefSeq and is a predicted model, not a curated record. Lineage: Eukaryota; Fungi; Ascomycota; Eurotiomycetes; Eurotiales; Aspergillaceae.
AUGUCCACCUUCGAAGUCUACGGUCCACCCCUCCCAGAUGAACCUGUCUGGCCCGCCCCCACCGAUGGCCUCGGCCUCGGUCUCGACGCACCAGCCACCGCCCCGACCACGAGGACGCCCUGGCUUCAGCGUCUGCGGGAGCUGUCGCGCUUAGCGGCGACGUCGCCGCGAACCGUGUACAUCGAGCGCGACACGGAGGACACGAUCCACGCGCACCUCGACGUGGUGGAGUCGAUCCUGCGCGAUCCGCGGCCCGAACUGACGCGGGAAAUGGGCAAGUAUCGGCGGCGGAGCUGGGGCAGAGCGAUGAUGGAAACAGUGGAAAAAAAGACCAUGACGGAGAAGGAGGCGGCGCCGGAGCAGAAGGACCGUGUGGACCGGCACGCUGUUUUGGCGCAGCUUACCGCGCUCUUGGGCGAGGUGACACUGGUGAAUGAGGAAAUUGGCCGGCGGCGCACCGAAUCGAGUGAGAUCUGCGAUCUCUUUGAAGAGAGAUGUCGUGGGUUGACGAGGACGGUGGCGGAAUUGGAAGAUGAAGUGGCGGAAUUACAAGCCGACCUCGUCGAAGAUGCAGUCGAAUUGGAAGGCAUCCAGGGUACCGUCCACGGACUGCAUGAUUGGAUCGGCCGGCUACGCGAAGAGCAUAAACCAGUCCGCAUGUCGAAAGACCUCGCAUAUCAGACGUCGCGGCGCCGCUGGGUCAGCCGCAAGGAAACUGAGGAAUGGACCGCCACAACCGACGGCGAGAUGAUGCUUGACGGACUGAGUGCAUGGAUGCGGGGGUGGAGAGAUGUCGAAGAGGGCUUUCAGGCCCGAGCGCGGGCGCGACAGAUCCGGAGGGACAAAAGACAGGAGCAGCUCUUGAGACCCGCGGAACACGGUACAUCAAUCUACAAUCACAUAGUUGCAUAG